AAAAAAAAAAAAAAAAAAAAAAUCAAUUAAAAAUCAAAUGUAAUGGGCGGUGGGGCAUCAACCACAAUGGAAUCGAAACCUUCUGAGGAGAAACAACAUUUUCAGUGUUCAGAGCAUCAGAACCCCCAAAACGGCGUCGCGCCUCAAAACCCCCAAUCUGCUGAACGAGGGCUUGUUAAACCUCAGUCGUCCGAACCGGAAACGACGCCGGUUUCUUCCUCCGAUCAUCAUUUGACGGUGAUCGGUGCGGAAUUGAAGCCGCAAAUGCUGCCGGUGGAGAGCAAAGGAGGGUCCGGAGCUGGGGAUGAAAUCGAUGGUCAAAAUGGGCUGGAUGAAGAUGGGAUUUUGCGGAAGACCCUGGAUGAAGAGAUUCAUCAAGUGAUUUAUAAAGAGGCAUUGAAUGAAGCCGUGAUGAAUUUAGCUUUGGGGGAGGAUAGGAACGGGGAGGUAGAGGUGGGUUUGGGGAUGGGAACGAAUGGGGAGGAGUUUUGGGAAGGUGGGAGUGAUGUGCUGAGGGGUAGAGGUGUGGAUGUUGAUGAAUUAUUCCAGGGGAGAUAUGGGAAUGAUGAGGUUGGGGGUGAGGUGGAAGGGGAGGAAAAUUAUGGGACUGAAGAAGCUAGUGGGUACAGUGGUGAUAGGACUUACAAUAGGAGGUUUGAGUAUCCGUUGAGGCUAGACGCUGAGGAUUGCGCCUAUUACAUGAAAACAGGGAGCUGUAAAUUUGGAAUGAAUUGCAAGUUUAAUCAUCCUCCGAAAAGGAGGAAUCAGGGUACUAGGGACAAAGCAAAGCCAAGGGUAGAAGACUCAGAACGGCUAGGACAGACUGAAUGCAAGUAUUACCUGACUUCAGGCGGGUGUAAAUUUGGUAGUGCUUGCAAGUACAAUCAUAGCAGGGAGAAAAGUGCACUGGCACCCGUUGUAGAGUUUAACUUUCUAGGCCUUCCCAUUCGACCGCAGGGAGAAAAAGAGUGCCCCUACUACAUGCGUACUGGCUCCUGCAAGUAUGGAUCAAAUUGCAAGUUUAACCAUCCUGAUCCUACUUCUGUAGCAGGAAACGACCAUGCUUCGGGUUUUGUUGCUGGUGGAUCUGCUCAAUUGCAUGGUGCUGCCCAGACAAGUGCCUCAUCCUGGUCUUCAGCAUCAAUGAUAUUUCCACCAGCCCAAGGCAUGCCUUCAAAUGCUGAAUGGAAUGGGUAUCAGGCUACGGUCUACCCAACAUCGGAGAGGAGUUUACCCACACCUCCAGCAUUUGCAAUGAACAACCCAGUAUCUGAGACCAAUUUCUAUGCACCGCUCCAACAGCAAAUGCCAGUUGAUGAAUAUCCUCAGCGACCUGGUCAGCCUGACUGCAGUUAUUUCUUGAAAACUGGAGACUGUAAAUACAAAGCUAAUUGCAGAUUUAACCAUCCUAAGUUUCAAAGUUCCAAGUCAACAUCAUGUGCUCUUAGCGAUAAGGGUUUGCCUCUGAGACCUGAUCAAUCAAUCUGCUCGUUUUACAACCGUUAUGGCAUUUGCAAGUUUGGUCCUGCUUGCAAGUUUGACCAUCCAGAAAAUUGGGGCAAAUCAGUAGCUUCUGGUGGAGUUAGAAUGGCGAGAAAUGAAAUGGAAGCAGGUUUCUCUUAAAUCAGCAUGUUGACAAAUCUCUGUUGUCAAGUACAUGUAAUAUCUAGGAUCAAACUCUGUCCCUGGAUUUUGGAUUCUUUUAGGCCUUGGAAACUUAUUUCCUUUUAAACUCAACUGUAUACAGCUUCAGGAGGAUGUUAGGAUGUUUCUUUUUUGUUGUUAAAUUAUUAAAGCGCAAGCUAAAUAGGAUAUGUAAAAUAUCUUUUUAUAGUAAGUGUAGCAACAAAUUUACUUGAAUCUGCUGCUUAUCUAUAACUUCAUUUACAUCUC
Molecule: messenger RNA, 1893 nt
Organism: Coffea arabica (coffee)
Lineage: Eukaryota; Viridiplantae; Streptophyta; Magnoliopsida; Gentianales; Rubiaceae
Product: zinc finger CCCH domain-containing protein 67
Molecular function (GO): mRNA binding; metal ion binding
Source: RefSeq, a predicted model, not a curated record